CUCAGAGGUUAGAUUUGAUUUUGAUUUUAAGUAAAGGUUUACUACAAAAUGCCAAAACAAACAGAAAAAAAUGCCCAAGGCAUGUUUAAUCAGGGAACAACUAAUAAGCAAGUGAAUUAAAUUGUUUUUAUUUUCAGAAAGGUCCAGCUAUCAGAUGUGAUGUCGGUUGUCAGUUUCCCAGCUGAACUAAUACUGAUUAAAAACGUGCCUUCAUUAAUUUGCAUAUAACCUUUAUGCAAAGUGUGCAAGCUAAUAAAAUGAUUGGUUUUCUAUUGUUGUGCUUUAUCCUUGGCCAACCAUUGUCCCUUUGAAUAAUUGGUAGCCAUGGAUUUUGCCUGUUUUAUUUAUUUUUUUCCCUUGGUCAGCAGCUACUAGUUUUGUCCCCAAGAUCAAUUACCUUGGUAACAAAACCAGAGAAGGAAGCAGUGGGAAGAAGAGGGAAAAAGGAGGGAUAAAGAGACACGAGCAGACAGUGAGAGAGAGAGAGCGCUUUGUGCCCACAAUGGCGACUGUAGGUAUGCUAAAUACCUCUGGUUCCUUAUCCGGGAACUACCUCUUCUUCUGCUAUUGGGCAACUGGGUCACGUGGUUAAAGUAACUUUACAGGGCUGCUCGCAAGUAGGAGGGCUUUAUGGAGCAGAAAAACGACAAAGCUAGAAAAAUUAUUUUCCACUCCAGAAAUUAAUGAUCAUGAGCUCGUAUUUGAUGGAGUCUAACUACAUUGAUCCGAAAUUUCCUCCAUGCGAGGAAUAUUCGCAAAACAACUACAUCCCCGAGCACAGUCCAGAAUAUUACAGCCGCGCAAGGGACACUGGCUACCAGCAUCACCACCAGGAGUUAUACCCUCCUCCGCGGGCGAGCUACCAAGAGCGCCAGUAUAACUGUGCAAGCAUCCCCGAGCCCGACACGCCGCGGGGACACGGAAUACCCCACUCCGCGCACCUGCUGACGGGAAAGGGCCAGCCUGCGUCAUGUGAGACCCCACAGUUGUCCAUGUCCCCCGCCACCCCGCCGGCCGCAGCCUCCGCCUGCAACCAAGCCACCCCGGAGCAUCCCAACAGCACAGUCUCCUCCAAACAGCCCGUGGUGUACCCGUGGAUGAAGAAAAUUCACGUCAGCACUGUGAACUCUGGUUACAAUGGGACGGAGCCAAAGCGGUCUAGAACAGCUUACACCCGGCAGCAGGUCUUGGAAUUGGAGAAGGAAUUCCACUAUAACCGGUAUUUAACCCGACGGAGGCGCAUUGAGAUCGCGCACACCCUGGUGCUCUCCGAGCGGCAGAUUAAAAUCUGGUUUCAGAACCGCAGGAUGAAAUGGAAAAAGGAUCACAGGCUGCCGAACACCAAAGUGAGAUCCUCCUCCUCUUCCUCGUCCUCCUCCUCCGGGUCCAACACAGGCUCUGCGGCCGGCGGAGUCGCCGCUGUCUCGGCCACCAACACUGGGGCCCCCGACGAACUCACAGGAGCACAGCAUGGCGAGGAUAUUACCAGAUCCCCAGAUAAGGAGAAGCCGGACUUCGUGCAGAAAAUGUCUGAAGAAAUAUCUCAAAAGCUUCUUCGGGCACCCCAAGUUCCCAGCAGGAUUAGUUUCCAACUCCAGAGCUCUGCCAUUGGAGGACUGGCACACGUGACCAAGGUACCCCCCUCUGUUCCAGGUUGAACCCACAUGAACUUUCCGAGUGCCCUAUGGAGCCUGUGGUUUCCAGCCAUGCCAAAGACAAGCUGGAUCCGAAUAGCAGAGGAUGUAGUCUCAGCAUCUGCCACUCUGGGGGGAUUUUCCCCUGGAUGAAG
Messenger RNA from Gambusia affinis (western mosquitofish), 1789 nucleotides. RefSeq names its product homeobox C4a (gene hoxc4a). The transcript is spliced from 4 exons. Gene Ontology annotation, biological process: embryonic skeletal system morphogenesis; anterior/posterior pattern specification; regulation of transcription by RNA polymerase II. NCBI's taxonomy places the organism in Eukaryota, Metazoa, Chordata, Actinopteri, Cyprinodontiformes, Poeciliidae. The coding region runs from base 684 to 1658 and encodes 324 amino acids. Gene Ontology annotation, molecular function: RNA polymerase II cis-regulatory region sequence-specific DNA binding; DNA-binding transcription factor activity, RNA polymerase II-specific. The record is from RefSeq and is a predicted model, not a curated record. Gene Ontology annotation, cellular component: nucleus.